UUACUUUAAAUUUACUGAGUGGCUUUUUUUUUCACAAUUUACCGAUGAAAAUAGAGCUUUUUCUCCUUUCUUGUUCAAAAAACUUGAAAACAUAAGGACCAACAGUACAGAAUUUUUAUCGGACUGAGGCGAAAUUUGUCAGGAUUGUCUGAUGGUCCUGGGCCUUUUGUAAAGUCUGAAAUUAUAAGUAUUGAUGUACGUAAUAAACUGCCAAUAUUCCCUUGCAAUGUAAAUGUCACUAGAACGAAAAAAAUGCCAAGAAAUAUUAUUAUACAAGAUUUACCAUUUUGUAAAUAUUAUGAAAAAAUGGUACAACAUUUUAGUAUGUAUUGUAGAAAAAGUUAAUAUGUCAUAAAUUUUUUACUUAAAACAAUUACAUAUUUCCAGGACCAUCUUGUGAUCAAUGGUACUGUAGUGAGGACAUUGUCCACACAGGACAGCCAUGACAGUGGGAAUGAAAGCAUUACGUCAGAGUUCUACAGAAGUAAUGGGGAUCAAGGAUGUGAAGAAGAGCCACAGAGUCCAAAACCUUAUGUGCAGGGGAUUCCUACAAGGAGCCUUACUCCUUUACCAGAGGAGUCGGAAACCAGUGAUAGUACACCAAGUGCUCCUGAAUACAGUCAAUUUGGAAUGAAUCAUGGCAAGCAAAUAGUCUUGGAGACAGUUCCUGGUACAAACUAUGUGCAAGCCGGUUACCCCAUAUGUGAUGAGUCAAGCAUAGCAAAACCAGAUAAUAUGACUGUUAUGUGUGUCCAAAGACAAGGAACACCAGCAAAUAAACCUCCACCUCUGCUACAGGAUUCUUUAUCACAGCCAGAAACAUUGGAUACAAGUAUAUCUUCAUAUGUAAAAACUGCUCAGAAGCAAUCACCAGAUGACAGUCAUUCCAUGUCUAAGAAAGACUUGAUGGAUCAUAGCUACAAUGAGAUAGGUUCAUAUGUGAAAACUGCUGCCAAUGGCAUCUGUUUGUCACCACCAACUGAUCCUGCAGAUAGUUCUGUGGGGUCCUAUGUGCAGGUUGCUGCCUCUCAGAAUGUCAAUAACAACAAUUUGAAUGGAGGUGUGUCUCCCCCACCAGUUGAGAACUCUAGUAACCCUGUUGGGGAUGAAUACUUAGAGCCACUGCCUUCAUCAGAGGCAGGUAAGAUGGAUACGGUGCAAGUGCCCCAAAAUCAAGACAAAUCUACUUCCAAGUCCUCCCUUAUUGCUGUGAAUAAGGCAUAUGGUAUUGAGGUGCCAGAGAAAAAUUCAUUGGAAAAUGCUGAUACCUCUCCACUAUCUGUUGGGGACAAAUUCAGUGCUGGUGGAAAGUAUGUUGAGGUCAGCAAUGCACCAGAUGAAGAAUAUGAUGAAGGUGAUGGUUCAAGCAUGACAGAAAAACUGGAACAAGGAGUAACUGUCAAACUGUCAAAGCCUAUUCCUGAAGGAGUAGACAGUGGUAAGAAUUUUGGGACAUAUGCAGUUCUUGAUAAUACUGAUGAGGAUGACGAAGUUUUUAGUUCUUACGUGCAGGGUCCUGGAUCAUCAGAAAAUUAUGUACACACAGAUAAUGAAGAUUCAUUUAUUUCACCUGAUGUACAAAAGCUUGAUUCAUCUGAAGACCCACGGGUUUCUAUAGAAAAUAGUGAAUAUGUGACUGAGAUUCCAAAAUUCAUAGCUGCCCAAGAGCACGAUACAGGGUAUGUAGCUAAUCCAAACAUCAUUCCAUUAGAUAACGAUAAGCAAGGUCCCAUUGGUACAAAGUCCCCAGCUGUCUCAGCCUCAGCUCCAGUGGUCAAAGCGUCUCCAAAAAGGAAAUCAGACCAAGUUGUUUCUGGAAAUAAUGUGCUGGCACCUGUUGCCUCACAAAUAAAAGCAGGUGUUCCACUUCAAUACCCAACCAACGGCGGGUAUGUGAUAGUACCUCCACCAGUGCCACCAUCUUCCAACACAGCUGCAACUUACAAUGGCUAUGUGACAGCAGCACCUCCAGUGGUACCAUCAGUUGUAUCUACAGCUAAUACUGGGUAUGUUACAGACCCAGCUCCAGCACCAUCAUCCAACACCAUUGCUGCUGAUAGAUUUGAGGGGGCUCCAUCUAAGGUACCAACAGUUUCCAACAUAACUAAUAAUGGGUAUGUGACUUCUCCUCCUCCAGUGACACAUCAAGCUGCAACCAACAGUGGGACAGCACCUAGAACAUCUGUUGCAUCAGAUAACACACCAGCUGGUAAUGGGUACAUGACGGCACCCCCUGUAAUUGUAUCCACAUGUGUGAAUACCAAUACUGGGUAUGUGACAGCACCACCAAUUUUAGUACAAUCAGCCAGUAAGGCAACAUGUAAUGGGCAACUGAGAAAACCACUUCCUGAUACUUCUACAGUAAAUGGGUACGUGACAGCACCACCCCCAGUAAAUAACACUGUCAACUCCACCAGAGAGAGAGCACUUCCACAGAUAACUUCACCAGCUUUAAAUAGUAAUGGCUAUGUCACUACUGCACCAACAGUAUUACCACCGGCAACCUGUAACAAUGGGUAUGUCACAGCACCAGAGGUACAACUGGCUAGUGCUGCGACCAAUCACAGGAAUGUAACACCAAUACCAACAACAGAAGUAUCACCAGUUUUCAGCACAACCACAAAUGGGUAUGUGACGGUACCACCAACAAUGUCUUCUGUACCCAGUACCACAUCUGCAGCUAAUACUGGGUAUGUUACAGCACCACCAGUGGUACCAUCAGUCAGUACCACUACAGAUGCUGCUGUCAAGAAUAUGGUUCCACCAUCAAAGCUGAAGUCCCAAAAAGUCCCAAAUGCUAACACAGGACAUGUUUCAGAUCCAGUGAUGGUGUCACUUAAAGAAGAAAAUAAUAAUGAUGCUAUAGGUAGAUAUACCCACGUGGGUGGAGCAGAAAAUAGCCAACAUCGGGACAAGGGUGCAUGUGAUGGCACCUUGAAAGACAAUUAUAAAAGCACUGGUUCAGACUUGACUCAUAAUAAGAACUGGUCCAAUAAAUCUUCACCAUCUCACUUUAAGAUGGCACCUGUAAAUGACCAAGGUUAUGUGACAAUGCCAAACACCACUGAUACUGCUACAUUAUCGCAUCAACAAGAUGCAAACAAGCGUGGGGAUUUAAUGAAAAGAGAUAGUGGUUAUGGAUCACCUCUGUCAUCUCCAAAGGAUGUGAUCAACCAAGAAGACAAUCAGACUUGAGGAGUCCCUCCAAAAAAGGCAUGUAUUGAGCCUUUGUUGUUGAGAAUAUGACAGAAGCCAUUAGUAAUUGGUAAUGGUUCUAGGUUUAUUAUUCUUUGCUUUGUCGUGCCUGUUUUACCAUUUAGGUGGUAAUAGUCUUAUAAUAAUUGAGAUUAUGACUAUGUAGGCAAAGAUGAGUCUAGUAGACAAUGAUAAAUGCAUUAGAAUGUUUUACAUGGGGAGGAGUACUAGCAUGCAACAUAAAAUACAACCCUUGGGUUAAGUAUGAUACAUUUGUAAAUGGACUUGAGACUUCAAAGUUUGAAGAUUAUUUGGGUUACACAAUGAAAAAUAUUGGCUGGAUAUAGACAGAUUAUGGGGUACUUAGCCAAUAUGUGCAAGCCUGAGGCAAAUCCAUCAGAGUGUUUCAUGAAUAAUCAACAUGAUAGUCGUGAUUUUAUACACUGCAUUCCAGGAGUUGGCUUCUAAUGCUGGAGGGCUAUGAUUGCAAGCACCAGUAUGAUCUUUGCAAACUAGUUUUGUACACCAUAUGGCGUACAAAACUAGUGUGCAUGCUUAUAGUGAAUUGUGUUCAAUGGUGCAGAGAGAUGAUUAUGAGGAUUUUAUAUAAUGGCCAUUGUUUUUUUAUCUUUUGUAACCACUUGAGAUUUUAGAGUGGAACACUGGAGAUAAAGUUGUGUAUCAUAUAGAGCGCAAAGCUAUUUUUAGUAGUUCUUCCAAAAUAAGGAUAAAGUGGUCUUAGCAAGAUAAUCUUUGAUCAUCUUUUCUAGCAAUGAUUUGGAGACUGUUUUCUUUUACUUUAAAGGCAUAUAUUUUAGCUGAGAUCUUUUCAAAUAUUAACUCAUUUUUUUUGUACUUUUUAUCCUUAAAUCAAUAUUUUGGUUACUAAGUGUACAUGUUGAUAUAAUAUUAAAAAAUGUACACUGGAGAAUUUCUUUCGAGUUGUUGACUGAAAAUGUUUUGAAGUUGAGAUCUCAAUAAUUUUCUUAUCAAUUUCUAUUUUGAACAUUUCAUUUUGACAAAGAUGUUGGUGUUUUUGGAAUAUAAACGUUGUAUACUGUAGAAUUUGAGUUUGGAUAUUGAGUAGCAUUUGCCUUAAGGUUUUGAGGUAUUUUUUUAAUGUUUUAUAGCAAAUUUUGUGAUUUCUUAGUAAACAUUUAUAAGAAAGAUGAUAUAUCAUUCUUCAUCAGGAUUGAGAAAUCAUAUUUUUUGUUAAUUUCCAUUACCUCUGUAUUACAUUCCCCAGCUGAGAGGAACUGCUGAUGUGAGACUUUUCCAGUAACUCCCAUGUAAGACAAUAUGUACAUAUGUAAUCAUAUAUUUAGUUGAACAUUUUGUAAAACCAUGAUUGGAUAUUGGACACUAGCCACUGAAAGCCACUAUUUUGAAGAGCUUAUUUAGUUUUUAAGUCAGUUUAUUGUCAGAUAGCAUGUAUAGCUAUGGAAAGUCUUAAUGAUUUGUAAAAUAUAAAAGCAAUAGGCUGAAUUUUUACAAUGUUAAAAGUAUGUUGCUAAUAUUACAUUGAUACAGAGUUGAAAUCUGAAUAUUUUGAGUGUGCACUUGUUAACCAAUGCAUAAGAAUGUAUUUGGCAAUGUUACUUUUUUAUUUUUAUUAUUCAUGUGUAAUCAGUCGUACUGAUAUAUAGCCAAAAUUAAAAACAUUGUUGUAUUACUGCAGUAAGACAGAGUCCCAGUAGUUGAUCCCUAAUAAGUAGUAAAUAGAGUACUUACAUUUGUAUUGUAUAAUAAUGAAUAUUUUCAUUAUAAAAAAUUAUUACAAAAAUUAAUAAAAAAAACAAUGUAAUAAUUUGAAGUUAUAGCACUAAUUAAAAUUGGAUUUAAAAUGUAUAUUCAGAUGUUAUGAAAACAUUUAUCAGUAACAUGUGGGUGUGUGUGCAGUGUAGCCAUUUUCUGCUAAGUGAUGCGCUUGAAGAAAUUUUUUGUCAAAUGUUACCAUAUUAUUUCAACAGUUUAAUAGU
Lingula anatina is the source of this 5174-nucleotide messenger RNA. RefSeq lists its product as uncharacterized. The record is from RefSeq and is a predicted model, not a curated record. NCBI's taxonomy places the organism in Eukaryota, Metazoa, Brachiopoda, Lingulata, Lingulida, Lingulidae. Gene Ontology annotation, molecular function: protein binding.